GAAGUGGGCGGGCAGCGGCGGCGGCUACGCGCGGAGGAGGUGGAGGUAGUGCCGGGCGACCGCUUCCCGCCCCCGAGCCGGGUCCGAGCUGAGUGGAUCUGAGGUCGGGCCCGGAGCUGAACCGGCUGAGCGGGCGCCGAGCCCCCGCCAUGGCCCGGAACACGCUGUCCUCGCGCUUCCGUCGGGUGGACAUCGACGAGUUUGACGAGAACAAAUUCGUGGACGAGCAGGAGGAGGCGGCGGCGGCGGCAGGAGAGCCAGGCCCGGACCCUAGCGAGGUGGAUGGUCUCCUGCGGCAAGGGGACAUGCUUCGGGCGUUUCAUGCAGCCUUACGGAACUCGCCCGUCAACACCAAGAAUCAAGCUGUGAAGGAGCGAGCCCAGGGCGUGGUGCUGAAAGUACUCACAAACUUUAAGAGCAGCGAAAUUGAGCAGGCCGUGCAGUCACUGGACAGAAAUGGCAUUGACUUGCUAAUGAAGUACAUUUAUAAAGGGUUUGAGAAGCCCUCAGAAAAUAGCAGCGCAGUGCUACUCCAGUGGCAUGAAAAGGCAUUAGCAGUAGGAGGACUAGGCUCCAUUAUAAGAGUUCUUACAGCAAGAAAGACUGUUUAAAAAAAAAAAGACUCAUGUUACUUUGAGAAGAAUUUUGGAUGCACAGGCUGGUGAAGAAGGGAUUGACAAUGGACCACCUUCCCAGGAACUCCCAACUAUUUCAGGACAUGCAUCCGCUGAAGUGUAUUUUAUUUUCAAGGUGGAGGGAGAAAUUGUCUUACUGUUUCCUAAAUCCUUUGCAGGAUCGAUAGUCUAUGCCUUUGUCCACGAAUAAUGCAGAACUGACAUUGUGACUGUCUGCCAGAGUGGCUAGCCACCACUGUUGGUCAGGUGUGUCUGUGGGCACUGCCUGUUUAAAGUGGGGGAGGGAUGGCGGGGCAGGUGCUGAUCCAAGGGCUGCCACGAAGGGGCGAGCUGGUGUUUCUGAAGCGGAAACCCCCCGGGGGUUUGUACAGACGUCCCAUCCUCCCAGAGAAGGCGGGCUCUCUUGGGUUCAUUGUAAAGUGCCUGCUGCAUCAAUAAAGCUCUUGGCUUAUUAGUAUAUA
Molecule: messenger RNA, 1096 nt
Organism: Phyllostomus discolor (pale spear-nosed bat)
Lineage: Eukaryota; Metazoa; Chordata; Mammalia; Chiroptera; Phyllostomidae
Gene: ARPC5L
Product: actin related protein 2/3 complex subunit 5 like
Exons: 4
Coding region: 150-611 (153 amino acids)
Biological process (GO): Arp2/3 complex-mediated actin nucleation; regulation of actin filament polymerization; cell migration
Cellular component (GO): actin cytoskeleton; cytoplasm; Arp2/3 protein complex
Molecular function (GO): actin filament binding
Source: RefSeq, a predicted model, not a curated record